Molecule: messenger RNA, 864 nt
Organism: Lathyrus oleraceus (garden pea)
Lineage: Eukaryota; Viridiplantae; Streptophyta; Magnoliopsida; Fabales; Fabaceae
Exons: 3
Coding region: 1-864 (287 amino acids)
Source: RefSeq, a predicted model, not a curated record
AUGGGCAGUGAAGCACGAAGUUGGGCAGAUCAAUGGGGUGCAGGUGGUAUUGGUGCUAUAGAAUAUGAUGAGAUUGACACUAGAUCCCAAAAAGACACAAACAACAACAACAAGAAUUCUGGUGCCAAGGUUGGUUUCACUAAAGCCAAAGCAGUUGCUGUAAUAGGUCUUGAAAAGAUUAAAAGUGUGAUGAAUUGGACAAUUCAGAUCCAGAUGAAUCUGGUGAUAAUGAAUGGUCCAAAUUUGAAAGGUUUAGGAAAGAACAUCUUAAUAAGAACUACAAGUUUAACUGGGUACUAUGCUCUAAAGUGGGCCAAGUAUACAUGUGCUAUAAAGACAUUGGUGGAUACCCACAUAUGUGUUAGGAUUUUGAAUAAUAGAUCUACAAGCUUUAAGUGGGUGGUCAAGGCAGUAGUAAAGAAGAUGCAAACUUCUGAAAUAGUGAGAAUACGUGAUAUUAUACAAGAUAUCAGACAAAAAUUCUAUGUGGGGAUCAGUGUUGCUAGAUCAUGGAAGGCAAAGUUGAUAGCAAAGAAAAUUAUUGAAGGGGAUGUUGAUAAGCAAUUCGCAAAUCUAUGGAGGUAUGUUGCCAAGUUAACAAGGAUUAAUCAUAGGAAUACUUUGAAGAUCAUUGUUGAAAGACCAUUUCCAUCUAUACAACCAAGGUUUGACUCGUUUUACUUCUGUUUUGAUUGUUGUAAGAAGGGUUUCAUAAAUGGAUGUAGGCCAUUUGUUGGAGUUGGUGGCUGCCAUUUAAAGACCAAAUAUGGUGGGCAACUUCUAAUUGUUGUGGGCAGGGAUCCCAAUGAUCAAUAUUUCCCAUUGGUUUUUGGUGUUGUUGAAACUGAAACAAAGGAGAGUUGA